Purpureocillium takamizusanense is the source of this 2925-nucleotide messenger RNA. It is a transcript of the gene EDC3, whose product is annotated as enhancer of mRNA decapping. Gene Ontology annotation, cellular component: P-body. Gene Ontology annotation, biological process: deadenylation-independent decapping of nuclear-transcribed mRNA; P-body assembly. The record is from RefSeq and is a predicted model, not a curated record. The coding region runs from base 467 to 2596 and encodes 709 amino acids. Gene Ontology annotation, molecular function: mRNA binding. The transcript has 3 exons. NCBI's taxonomy places the organism in Eukaryota, Fungi, Ascomycota, Sordariomycetes, Hypocreales, Ophiocordycipitaceae.
CCCACCACCCGUGCGAAACUUUGCGCGCGACACAUUCCGCCUCCUGCGACAGCGUUCAGACGACGACGACUGGUACACCUCGAUUCUUCAGAUUCCGAGCGGUGCACAGCCCAGCGACUUCCAUCCGCAACUAGGUUUCAGCGCUCUCGCGCUCGACGGUACAACGAGUCCGGCGGCCGGGCCCCAACGGGUUUCCUCCUCCUCCUCCUCCUCCUCCUCCACCCAGCCACGCGCGACGACGACAAUAAAACACGACAACACCCUCGAGAAACGCUUCGCAGCCCUCGGGUCCUCGACGGCUUCGGCGGCGGAGAGCUGGGGCGCAUCUUUGAUGACGGGGCGGCGAGCCGAGGCGACGGAGACUCCUGGCUUCCUUCCCGCUCUCCUGGUAAACCAGCACGUGGGCCUUUUUUAACCAACAUCACGAGCGUCGUCGUCGUCGGCGGCGGCGGUGGCGCGCGGCAUCAUGGCCAACCAGUUCAUCGGCCUGCACAUGAAGGUCGUCCUUCGGGCCCCGGCCGGGUAUGCUCUCGCGGGCACGGUGAGGGGCGUGGAGGCAGGCAAUAGCCUGACCCUCACAAACGUCUAUGACUUUGCCACACAGGAGCGGGCGGCACACAUGACCAUCGAUGCAGCAAACAUCGCCGACCUGUCCGAGAUGGCAUACGAGGCCGCCCAGCCCGCGGCUUACACCGCGCCCGCCGUGCCCGAGUCCAAGCCCCUUUCUCCCGCCUCGCAGCUACCGCCCAAGUCGACGUUUGUCGACCCUGCGAUCCUUAGUAUGGCAAGGCGGCCUGCGUCCGGGACACCGAAAGCCUCCAGCAUACAGUAUCAGUCCGACAGGGGCGAGAAGCAGAGCUCAGAUCCGAUGCCCACGUCCCGCACGCACUCGGAACACCAAUAUGGCGGCGCACGGCCAGACCAGAGCAUCCUGAGCUCGUUUCAAGGGCUGACCGUUACCACCCCGUCCAAGGACCAAGGCUCUGGGAAGCCCGGCGAAGCCCCCCGUGAAGCACAAUCCCAGAAGAAAAAGACCCGGGGCCGGAACUCGAGGCAGCCAAAGACGGACCAACAUCUCGAUGGCGUCACGGCCGCGGCGGCAGUGCAAAGCGCACACGGCAAGGGCUGGAGGCAGACGCCCAUCUUGGAGAGCACGGCGUCCUUCCAACCCUUCAACUCACUCAAGCGACAGGGCAAGGGCCGGAAGGGUCAACAGGACAACGGCUGGGCGUCGGAGGAGGUUACGGAGGAGAUGGGAGACUUCGACUUCGAGAACAACCUCGCAAAGUUCGACAAGCGUACCAUUUUCGACCAGAUGCGCAAGGAGGAUCAGGUCGACGACGCCAGCCGCUUGGUCUCGCACAACCGCAAGCCCAAGCCGGGGACGGCCGGCGGCAAGAACCUGCACUACACGGAAAAUGUCUUGGACGUGCCUACGGCCGCAGCUCAUCACGCCGACUUUUGGAACAGCGAGGCGGAUGUCGGGGUGAAUGAGGAGGCGAGGCUCAGUGGCCUUGAGAACAGGAACGGGCAGGGCAGCGGCCGGCGAGCCGACAGCAAAUCCGGGCCGUCUCGUCGGUCGCAGUCACGCAAGGCUAGUGCCGUUGCGGGCAGCCAGCCGCUGAGCCGCGUGAACUCUGCCCAGCAAAUGCACCAGCCGGGGCUUUAUCUGCAGCCGUCGAACCGUCGAGUGGAAGCGAUAUCGACGCUACAAAUGCUGAACCUGGAGAAUAUCGCCGCCAACGAGCUCGGCUUCAGCGAGGCGUUGAUGGCCGAGAAUGCGGGCCGGGGCAUCGCAGAGGUAGCAGUCAACGCGCUCAAGGACCCGGCGAUGAAGGUGCGGUUCGAGCUGGCGGUGGCGAGCUCGGCAGUCGACGCGUCGCUCAGCAGCUCGGCCAUCGUGAUCCUGGCAGGCAACAACAAGUCGGGCAUACGGGCUCUGGCGGCCGGACGGCACCUACGCAACAAGAACCUGGACGUCAUCAUCUGCCUCGUGGGCAUCGAGCGGGAGCGGGACCUGCUAGAGGACCUGCGGCGCCAGAUCCAGCUGUACCGCAACUUUGGCGGCAAGGUCCUAAGCAAGAACGACUUUUUCGAGCACCUGAGGAAGAGCUCGGCGUCCGGCUCGCCGGUGUCUGUCUCGCUCAUCAUCGAUGCGCUGCUCGGCCUGACCAUAUCGUUUGAAGAGCUGCGGAUAGGGGACCAGGCCACGGUGUACGAGCUCAUGGAGUGGGCGAACCGCAACGAGGCGUUUGUGCUGUCGGUGGACGUGCCGACGGGCAUCGACCCGACGACGGGGAAGAUUGCCAUCAUCGACGGGAGCCACCUCUACGUCAAGCCGCGGUACGUGGUGGCGAUAGGGGCGCCGAAGCGGGGACUGCUCGAGAUUGUGACGCCCGCGUCCGAAAACGACGUGGGCGCCGUCAGCACGGCGGCGCAGGAGGACCAGUGGCGGCUGUUCAUCGCCGACAUGGGCCUCGGGCUCGCCGUCUGGCGCAAGGCGGGGACCAAGAUGCGGCGGGGCAUCGACUUUGACGGGCGGUGGGUGCUGGAGAUGCGGUAUCGAGGGGCCGAGCUCAGCUUCGACGAGGACUGACGGGGUAGGUGGGCAAACAAGUUAACCACCCCCCCCUGUUCUCCUUGACUUGGAACAUGGAUAUGGGGAGGGGGGGGGGAUGGCCCAGAAAACGGCAACGGCACAGGAAUGGCAUCAAGUUUGGGCGGCGCGGAGUCCCGGUCGGGAGGCAUGAUUUCGAUGAGCGACCUUGCUGAAAAGGACAAAAUGGGAGGGGACUUGCAUACCUUGGCGUUGGGCUGGCGAUGGCAGCAUCGUCAUGGGAGGGGAUUUCCUCGUAUGAAUGAUGCUUGUACAGUACAGUAAUCAGAGGUAUACGCUUUUUUACUUCUUUUUUUCUUGGUUUGGAA